This is a messenger RNA of Linum trigynum, 219 nucleotides long. Lineage: Eukaryota; Viridiplantae; Streptophyta; Magnoliopsida; Malpighiales; Linaceae. The record is from the annotation of a GenBank genome assembly.
AUGAGCAGUGGAGCAGAGAUCCGGGGUCGACGGGGCGAGUGGAGAGGAGGGGCAGAGCGGCGGGUCGAGCAAAGGAGAGGACUGGCGGGGAGGAUGAUGGGGUCGUCGGGGAGGGGAGAUGGUCUCGGCGAGCCGGCAAGGGGAAGCUUGGUGGAUGGUGGUUGGCGGUCGGCGAAGAAUCAAAGGGGGAGGGGGGUUGCUGGUGGCUGGCUGGGGUAA